Messenger RNA from Tetrahymena thermophila SB210, 684 nucleotides. RefSeq lists its product as hypothetical. The transcript has a single exon. The record is from RefSeq and is a predicted model, not a curated record. Lineage: Eukaryota; Ciliophora; Oligohymenophorea; Hymenostomatida; Tetrahymenidae.
ACUAAUAAUAAUUUAUAUAUUUAUUUAUUAUUAAUACAUUAUUAUCAAAUUUUACUUUUUACAAAAAGCUUCAUAAAGUAUACUAAACGAGAAAAAAAGAGAAAGGAUACAAAAGGAAAUUUAUAGUAUUUGGAAAAUGCAAUGACGUCCAUAUAAAAAGAAAGAGAAAUUAUAUCAGCCUAUCAUAAAAAUAAAAAAGACACAGUUUUAAAGAAUUUUGCAUUAGAAUUAUUUUAGCCAAAUAGAAACAUAAUUUAAGAAUAAUAGGUUAUGAAUCAAAUAGAUUUAAGAAUAAAAUAAUAUUCAAUUGAAGUAAGCUAAAUAUUGGGUGACGAUCCUAAAAAGAACUAAUAAUCAAAUGAAUAAAAUGCAUAAAUAUACAAUAAAAUACAAAGUGAAUUAGAUUAAUUAGCAAAUCAUCACUCUUAUUCUCAGCCUGAUAAAAUAAAUCAUUAAAAUUAAGACUUCUAAAAUAGGAAUUAUUAAAGAUACAAUAGCGAUCAAAAUUAAUAGAAUAAAUUGAAAAAUGAAUAAAUACUAUCUUAAUUAUAAAAUGUUAAAGAUGAAAAACAACUUCUUUAUUAUUGGCCACAAUUGAUUUAAAUUUUAAGAUAAUAAGAGUAGAGAAUUAAUGAAUUAGAAAAUAAAUCAAAUAUUAAUAAUAUGAAUACAAUCUAUAAAUGA